Messenger RNA from Xyrauchen texanus (razorback sucker), 5233 nucleotides. Its product is annotated as adenylate cyclase type 1-like. Gene Ontology annotation, molecular function: adenylate cyclase activity. Gene Ontology annotation, biological process: adenylate cyclase-activating G protein-coupled receptor signaling pathway; intracellular signal transduction; cAMP biosynthetic process. The record is from RefSeq and is a predicted model, not a curated record. Gene Ontology annotation, cellular component: plasma membrane. The transcript is spliced from 20 exons. Lineage: Eukaryota; Metazoa; Chordata; Actinopteri; Cypriniformes; Catostomidae. Bases 10 to 3351 code for a protein of 1113 amino acids.
GGCCCCACUAUGGAUGAAGUUCCGUUUCCCCGAGUCCGCACACGGUGGAGGAAAAGUCGCUGCCUGGCCGGCACGUGCGAGCUCGAGUUUGACUGCAAGGAGCUCGAGACUCUCUUCCAGAAGUACAACCUAAAGCUCGAGCAGACCGCCACGCUCAAAGCGCUGGCCAUCCUCAUUCUCGCCGCGUCCGCGCUGGCGCUCGUUGAGCUCCUGUCCGCCGGUUCGCGCUUCACCGUGUCCAAAGGCUCGCACCCGGUCCACUGCGUCAUCUUCACCUCCCUCUUUAUCGUCACCAACGUCAAGUAUCUCCAGGUCACGCAACUGCAGCAGAUCGCGCGGCUCGCGCUGCUCUUUAGUUUAACCUUCGCACUCCUCUGUUGCCCGUUUCCCCUCGCGCCGGGGCACGGCACGCCGUCAGGGACGCAGGGGUCUGACUCGACGAGCACAGCACCUGAGCAAGGUGUUUGGCAGCUGAUGCUCGUUACGUUCGUUGCUUACUCUCUUCUACCGGUAAGGACGCUUUUGGCCGUUUUAUUCGGCAUCGUGGUUGGAGGGAUCCACUUCAUCGUAACAGCAACAUCUAUAACGGCCCGCAAACCUCGCCUGUGGACACCGCUGGUAGCAAAUGUAGUGUUGCUGGUUGGUGUGAAUCUGUCGGGUGUGUUUGUUCGAGUCCUUACUGAGCGUGCCCAGAGGAAGGCCUUUCUACAGGCUAGAAACUGCAUCCAACAACGCCUGCAACUAGAGGAUGAGAAUGAAAAACAGGAACGCCUCUUAAUGAGCCUGCUGCCCAGGAAUGUUGCCAUGGAAAUGAAGGAGGACUUCUUGAAGCCACCAGAAAGAAUCUUCCACAAGAUAUACAUCCAACGGCAUGACAAUGUCAGCAUCCUAUUUGCGGAUAUUGUUGGGUUUACCAGUCUAGCCUCGCAAUGCACGGCCCAGGAGCUGGUCAAACUGCUAAACGAGCUCUUCGGGAAAUUUGACGAGCUUGCUACAGAAAACCAUUGCAGAAGGAUUAAGAUCUUGGGAGACUGUUAUUACUGCGUGUCAGGCCUGACCCAGCCGAAAGCAGACCAUGCUCACUGCUGUGUGGAAAUGGGUUUGGACAUGAUCGACACCAUCACAUCUGUUGUAGAAGCAACUGAGGUGGACCUGAAUAUGCGUGUGGGUUUGCACACGGGCCGUGUGCUGUGUGGUGUUCUGGGGCUGCGCAAAUGGCAGUAUGACGUCUGGUCUAAUGAUGUCACACUGGCCAACAUGAUGGAGGCUGGAGGACUGCCUGGGAAGGUUCAUAUCACCAGGGCAACACUGGAAUAUCUAAAUGGAGAUUAUGAGGUGGAGCCGGGCUAUGGCCAUGAGAGACACGCUUUCCUCAGCAAACACGCCAUUGAGACCUUCUUCAUUGUGCCCUCGCACAGACGCAAGGUUUUCCCUGGGCUGAUCCUAUCAGACAUAAAGCCAGCGAAGAGGAUGAAGUUUAAGACAGUUUGUUAUCUGCUGGUGCAGCUCAUGCACUGCAGAAAGAUGUUCAAGGCUGAGAUCCCUUUUUCCAAUGUCAUGACCUGUGAAGAUGAUGACAAGAGACGAGCCCUGCGCACAGCUUCAGAGAAACUGCGCAGUCGGACUUCAUUUUCAGCGGGCAUGAUGCAGAACUCCCCCGGGACAAGAGUAAACCGCUACAUUGGCCGUCUGAUAGAAGCACGGCAGACAGAGUCCGAGACAGCAGACCUCAACUUCAUUACCCUCACAUACAGAAGCAGAGAGAGAGAGCAGAGAUAUCAACAAGUGUACGAUGAUGCCUUUAUCAGCGCUGUGGUCAUCUCUCUCGUCCUCACUUCAUUUUUUGCAGUCGUCUAUUUUAUCAUCAUUCCUCAGGGUCUUCUGGUUGUGAUUCUGCUGGUUCUUUGUUUGAGUUUCCACACUGUAAGUGUGAUGUACCUUCACAUCACUCACGUGCAGUGCUCUCCUGACUGCCUGACCCUGCAGAUCAGAACGGUCCUGUGCGGCUUUCUGGUGCUGCUCAUGUACUCCGUGACCCAAGGGUGUGUGGUGGGAUGUGUACCAUGGUCACUGGAGGGGAACUCCAGUGUCUCCAUGAUGAUGGUCGUCACAGUGAACGGGACUGGCGUGGACUCUGGGGUGUGCAAAUACACUCCAUAUGUAUUUUUAUCAUGUUUGAUGGCAUUGCUAUCUGUGGCGCUGUACCUACGUGUGUCAUCACUACCCAAGAUCUUCCUGCUUAUCCUUCUCAACAUUAUACACACUGUCGUCAUGGAGACCAGCGGCUAUCGGGAGGCUAUGGGUGGUGGAUUCUUCCAUACAUAUGGCUAUGACCCGGUUCUGGCAAUGCUGUUGUUUUCUGGAGCACUGGUGCUCCACUGCAGACAACUGGAUCUCAAACUCCGGCUGGACUACAUCUGGGCCACUCAGGCAGAAGAGGAGAGAGAUGACAUGGAGAAAGUGAAGCUGGACAAUAAGCGGAUUCUGUUUAAUUUGCUGCCUGCACAUGUCGCUCAGCACUUCCUGCUGUCCAACCCAGGAAACAUGGAUCUGUAUUAUCAGUCUUACUCUCAAGUGGGUGUCCUGUUUGCCUCCAUCCCCAACUUUAAUGACUUUUACAUUGAGCUGGAUGGAAACAACAUGGGUGUGGAAUGCCUCAGGCUGCUCAACGAGAUCAUCGCUGACUUUGAUGCACUGAUGGAUAAGGAAUGCUACAGAGAUAUUGAAAAGAUUAAAACUAUUGGCAGCACCUACAUGGCUGCAGUUGGACUUGUCCCCACUACAGGAUCCCAGGUGAAGAAAUCAAUCUCUGCACAACUUUGCACAGUGGCUGAUUCCGCCAUUGAGAUGUUUGACGUCCUGGAUGCGAUCAACUACCAGUCCUACAAUGAUUUUGUGCUUCGAGUUGGUAUUAAUGUGGGUCCAGUUGUUGCUGGCGUGAUCGGGGCUCGCAGGCCUCAGUACGACAUCUGGGGAAACACAGUCAACGUUGCAAGCAGAAUGGACAGCACUGGAGUUCAGGGCAAGAUACAGGUAACUGAGGAUGUUUUCCGGCUACUCCGUGGUUAUUAUCACUUCCAGUGCCGCGGACAGGUCAGCGUAAAGGGCAAAGGUCAAAUGCUCACCUAUUUGCUGGAGGACCGAACCCCCCAAGGCACACACCUUACUGGAACCAAGAGCCUGGAGCGUGGGUCGAGACCUUGCAUCCGGACAAAGUUGAACUCUGCGCCCACUGUCAGCAGUUAUGGGGUCAAAAGUCACACAUUGGGGCACGUUGCCACAACUCCAAACAACAGAAUGAUUUACCUACCCUCUGUAUCUGUCGACAUGGACAUGGAGAUGGAGGUGUGAACGCCACUGAGAUGGGCUCUACGGUGAUCAAAAAAUUAGUAAAUGAAAGGCAGAGACGGAAACCGAAAACAAAGGAAUUGGGUGAGAGCAAAAUAAAUAUAGGUAGUUGGAGAAGGUGAAGUCUCUGUCUUUGCACUGGUUGAGAGGAAAGAAACAUUCAAAUGUGCCACACCAAGAAAAGCCCUCCCCCAUCACGCAAGUACAUAUUAAGCAUGUAUGUAUUUAUGUGUGCGCGUACAUGCAUGUGUGUUUGUAAUAAUGAGUCUUCCCCAGACCAAUAGGAUAUCAGGUCUCCUACAUGGGAGCAUGCUAUCUACUGCAAUGCAGCUUCACACCAGCCGAGGAGACACAUACCCAGUGUGUUUGUGUGUGUGUAUGUGUGUGCGCUUGUAUGUGUGUGUGUGCGCGCGUGUGUGUGUGCUUGUAUGUGUGUUAUCUUGUAUGUAAUAAUGUCAAGAGAUGCCGCGGCAAUGAACGUGAGCAAUGAGGACCAAAACAUUUAGAUGUAAAACAGGGCUGUAUUUUGUACUUUGAGUCAAGGCAGAUGUUUGUGAGAUGACGAAACGUAAGCAGGGAUAAACUUGACAUUGUUUGGUUUUUAGUUAAAAACAAGGUUACUCACAUUGAGAUUUGUUUUCAAUAAAUUGUUUACAAAACAUGCCACAGGUUUUCGGAACUGAUACAGUUGGAAUUUCCUGCAAUUUUCAGGCAUCGUUUGUGGUUAAUACCAUCUUGAGAGAGAGAGAGAAAUAGCCAAAAAUUACUACUGUAAACAAUUUCUACACAGUGAAUCAGAGACCAGAAUGAUUUAGUAUCAAAGGGAAACACUAUGCUGUUUUUUAAUAAUUUACAGAAGGUCUGUAGUCUAUGACGUGAGUAAAUGUUUAUCUUUGCUUGGGUGAAUCAGCAAAGUUUUCCUUCAUGUGAUAUGUGUUUGCACUGGUGCUUGGAGAAAACAUCUGCAUUCACUUGCCUCUGCCCUUUGACCUCUGGGAUAUUCUUUCCAGUAUUGACAUUAAAACACAGUAAUUCUGCAAUUAUAUGCAGAAAAUAAACAUAAAUAUUGGUUUAUUGAUAUAGCCGCUACAUUGAGCGAGAACUGUAACACAAGCAGAACAAUCAAGCCUGUGUGACAGUGCUGUAUUUUUUUAAAUAAAAAAAAUAAUAAAACAUUGGCAUCCAGUAUUUAAUAAAAUACUGUCAAUAGCUGGACACUUGUUCUCUGUUCCAAAUGCUUUGUCAGUGGAUUUUUAAGUUUCUAAAUGGUGCUUAGCUUUUUAGUUUUGCGGAGCGAUUUUUAACGCAGUUGAACACACAUGAUAUUUUAGUGCUGGGUGUGUCAUUUGCUCUGUAGGUCUUAGGAUAUGCUGUGUAAACAUCUGGAUUUUAUUGCAUCUAUUUCAGAGCAUACAAACGUCUCUAAUCCACUCUCAAGUUUGAACCCUCAAAAGCCUCAUUUUAGAUUUCAUAUGAAUAAAAAACUGAGUUCAGGCCAGUUGGCUGGAUUAAUGUAUCUUUGAUAGAUUUUCCAUGAUGCCUAGGGAAUGAAGUUUGGCUUCAAGCAUGUCCAUUCCCAGCAUGCCAUAAUUCUGUGACGUCCGCUCUAUUUGAUAACUGAGUUGUGUCUCUACUGCAUGCCUACUGCAAAAACAAAACCAAGGGUGAUAGGUGUCAGAGAAAUGUUGCAAAACAUGCUUUAGUAGCACUGCAUGAGCCCACAAUAAUGGCCUUGAAGAAAUGAAACAUAUAUUUUUAAAUAACAAUCUUUUACUGACUGCUUAUCCACUUACCUGUUCCAUGCGGGAUGCUGCUGUGAGACAUUGGGGAACGCUUUCUGGGAGUUUUCUAGCAUAUGUCAAGCUCUUGAAGUGACUGCCUUGCA